Molecule: messenger RNA, 665 nt
Organism: Drosophila gunungcola (fruit fly)
Lineage: Eukaryota; Metazoa; Arthropoda; Insecta; Diptera; Drosophilidae
Product: neuropeptide-like 3
Exons: 2
Coding region: 136-504 (122 amino acids)
Source: RefSeq, a predicted model, not a curated record
GGCCUCUGCUCGGAUUUUGGCAGUAUAAAAGCUGCUGCAAAUUUGAGCUAACAGCACAAUUCGGCGAGGCGUCAACACAGACCAACAGUUCAGUAGAUCAGUAGUUCAAUAGCCAGGAUCGCAAGGAUAAGCAAAAUGUACAAGUUGGUGGUGUUUUUCGCUCUGCUCGCCGUGGUGGCUGCCCGUCCGGGUUAUUUGGAGUCCGGACCCCUGCUCCAUAGCUAUGCCGCCCCUGCCAUCAUCCACGAACCGGCCCUGGCCAAGGUGGGCGCCAUCAUCAAGACCGUUCCCAGUGCCGUCUCCCACCAGAGCAUCAGCCAGGUGCACAGUUCGGCCCACAUUGUCCAGCCGAUUUUGGCCCCCGUUGUGAAGACCUAUGCCGCUCCCAUCAUCAAGACCUAUGCGGCUCCGGCCCUGCACACGACCCUCGUCUCGUCACCCUGGGCCGGAAACGGCUGGUCCGGACAUGGCUGGUCCGGACACGGCUGGGCCCCAUCCUGGUAAAGUGGGGCCGAAUGUCCUGUGCGGCUUUGCGUGGGCUAGUAACUAUGGCUUACCCUUACCCCUAAACCCACCCCUGCUUACUCUAUUUACCCCGAUGUUUUGUUUUUCUUCUUUCGCAUUUCGACUGAUGUAAAUAAAUCCAUGUUUCAUGCUCAACAUAA